AUGAGAAAUCCUAACAUUUUCGGACGUCACACUGCAGUACCAAAGGAAAUGAUCUCACGAAAUUCGAUAGAGUACACGCCCACGUACCAACGCUUUGUGCUGAAGCAAAAGUCAUACACUCAGCAAUUUUCGCACAUCUACGUGAGUCGACUGCAACAAUUGCGUGAUGUAGUGCAUGUUCAAGUUCAGAAGCGCACAAAUAAUCGUGUUCCAGUGUUAGCAAAAGUGAUCGACUUAAGGACUGACGGCCAAGAGUGUGUGCUUAUUGGUACAUUGCUUAAAGUGCUGGAAGCCAAACCAGAUCUAUUUGACGCGCUUUUAAGUGAAGAUGGUGUCUCUCCUAUCGAGACAAUCAAACAAACUCUUGCCACAAAAGAAGACGAAUUGCUUCUUGAAGACGAAAGUGGUCGUGUGCAACUCGUAGGAGAUAUCAAAGUUGCUGAAUUCGUCACAGGCGUUGUGCUUGGGGUUCGUGGUUACGUAAAUCAAGGCGGAUCUGAUGGUCGCUUCCACGUCAAAGAGAUAUAUGUUCCAUCGUUUCCACCCCAGCAUCCUCUGCCAACAAGGCAAGAUAGUCAAUAUGUGGCCUUGAUAUCCGGGUUGAAUAUUGGGCGCAACAAUGACGGGCAACCGCUUCGGAAUCACAUUCUUGUCGACUAUCUGGCAGGGCGUUUGGGCACGCAAAGCGAACUGCAGUUUGUAUCGAACAUUGUUCGAACAAUAAUUGCUGGAAAUACUCUCGAAGCAGAGAGUGGGGAAAUACAAGUACCAACGCUCAAGCGUAAGACAGCUGGGGAAUUAGCUCUGGAGGUUGAACCUCUGAGAAAUGCAGACGAAAUUGUAUCGACUUUAGCUGCUACCAUGUGUGUGGAUCUCAUGCCUGGAGCGUCGGAUCCUAGCAAUUACACGCUACCACAACAGAGUUUUCAUCCGUGUUUGUUCCCGCGUAGCUCGCGGUUCAAGAGUUUUCGAUGUGUCACGAACCCGUACGAGGCACAAAUUGGUGGCGUUCAGCUGUUUGGAGAUGCUGGUCAACCUCUGCGCAGCAUGUUGCAAUGUACACUUCCUGGUCAUGACAAUAAUAACGAUGACAUGGCUAAACAUCUCGAUGAAGAGCAAAGAGAGCAAGAACGUGCAUUGGACUACUUGCAACGAUGUGUCGAGUGGUGUCACGCAGCUCCGACUGCUCCCGAUAUUCUUGCGUGUUUUCCCAUGGCAAAUGAAGAUCCGUUCAUCUUUGAAACCUGUCCACACGUUUAUUUCACGGGUAACCAGCCGUGCUUCAGCACCCGUUUAAUAAAAGGACUUAAUGGUCAGCAAGUGCGGCUUAUUACCGUGCCUUCGUUUUCCGAGACUUCCACGAUUGUGCUUGUGGAUUUAAAAGAUCUAUCCUCUUUUCCCAUUAAAAUCAAAGCUUGA
Plasmopara halstedii is the source of this 1419-nucleotide messenger RNA. RefSeq names its product dna polymerase alpha epsilon subunit. Gene Ontology annotation, molecular function: DNA binding. NCBI's taxonomy places the organism in Eukaryota, Oomycota, Peronosporomycetes, Peronosporales, Peronosporaceae. The record is from RefSeq and is a predicted model, not a curated record. Gene Ontology annotation, cellular component: delta DNA polymerase complex. Gene Ontology annotation, biological process: DNA replication; DNA strand elongation involved in DNA replication. The coding region runs from base 1 to 1419 and encodes 472 amino acids. The transcript is spliced from 4 exons.